UCUGUCGUGACUACCACAAAAUGUAUUUAAUAUUAUAAUAUUAUAACAAUCAAAUCGCGCUAUGUUUCCUGUAAAAUGUUGUAAUUCCUGAUGUAAAAUUUACCUGCAAGUACAUCAACAGGUUCGUAACAUCCGCCGCCGCCGCUACCACAUGUAUCAUAAUUCACAACAAAUAUUAAUCAUCAUCGUCAAAAUGUUUUUUUUGUGACCAUCAAGACUUGCCAUUGGUAUUAUGGAAAUAUUCUUGGAGCCCCGAGCAGCCCCGCGUAGUGGUGGAAAGAAAUGAAGCGCAAACGGCACGAAAUUGACAUGAGUGGUGGUGUGCUGGGCGGACGGGUGAGCGUCAGUCGCAGGCGGAACGACGGAGGCGCUUGCACGUCGUGGUCUCCUUGGAAACGUUAACCGAAGCCAUUUUCGGGCCAAUAACUAUACAUCGUUUUUCCAAUGUUCUGUGGUUAACGAGAGGCGUCGACGAGCCGGUGACAAGACGCUAAACACAGUACGUUUUUAACGUUCCACCGUCAAGCUCURAGCUAGAUGGAGCCACUGAUUUUUGCUUAUCAUAAAAUCGUUCCAUCUACUAUCAAUAUUGCGUUUGCCGCCAAAAUUGCACAAAGUGGAUGAUACACGAAUGUAUACGUAUCAUCAAAAAUAUCAAAUACUGUAAAACAUGAUUAAAGAUAUACCUUUAAUAUUUAUAAAAUCAGUAUAUUAUCUUUAAUCAUGCUGUAAAAUGAAUAAUGAUGUUGAUGGCCAUUUACAACAAUAUUAUAAUAUUUUGGUAUCACUGAUAAUGAUACUAUAAUAAUGUUAGAAUUAGACAYAUUAUUUAGUAUAGGAUUUUUUAUUCAACGGUAAUAUUGGUAAUUUACAAAAUAAAUAAAUAGGUGAUACAAAAGUGUUUUUACGAUAUUUUACUGACRUCUGACACKRCUGCAGCUUACGUUUUGCAUACUUUGAUUUGAAAAGUGGUCYGAGUCCGAUGUCCAGCGACAUGAACUCCAACGACGAUGAUCUAAAAGCUUUGGCUUUGUUCUUGGAUGCUGAAAUCGAUGCUAAUCCGACAACAGAAAAAAUCACAGACAGCAAACAGGAUGAAAUAAAGGACAACAAAGACAAUGGUAAUCAACCRGCUGAGAAUUCUGGAAAGGAAACCGGAUCAUUUAGUGACUUUUUCAAAUCAAUGAAGUCAAAAGUCGUUGACUUAGAUGAAGAGGUAGUUAAAUGUGAACCAAAAAAGAAUUCCAUACCCAAAAAACCAAAAUUUGGAUUUGAUCCCUCAGCAGACCCUGUGUUUGGUCUAUGUAUGAUCAAUCCAUUGUUGUCAUCUCAGACAAUUCAAGAYAGAAUGAUUGGUAAAGUACCGGUGCCCGUCGGCCGAGUGAAAACACAUCUUAAGUCUGCAGACGAUUCAGAUUGGGUUGUAGCCGGCGUCUUGGUGAACAAAUCUCUUCCAAAGACUUCRCAAAAAGGUUCUACUUUUAGCAUAUGGAAAAUAAGUGACUUAAAACCAGGUAUGAUGAGUACUAUAACAAUAUUUUUAUUUGGUCGCUCACAUGCUGACUUGUGGAAAACAGACGUUGGAUUUGUGGUUGGAAUACUGAAUCCAAAAGAAAUGGAUGGUAAAGACAAGAAGGAUGAAAUAGCAUUAUCUAUAAAUAGCGGUGAUCAAGUGAUGUUGUGGGGUAGAUCCAAAGAUUAUGGAACUUGUAAAGGAGUUAAGAAAAAUGGAGAAAAGUGUGAUAUGUUUGUAAACAUUAAUAACUGUGAUGUUUGUACAUUUCAUGUAAAACGAGAAUAUAUCAAGCAUUGUAGUCAAAGAGCAAAUAUUGGAAAUUCUAGACCAACAGCAGCGCACAGCUUACGAGAUAAAAUAUUAGGCAAAAACGAGGUGUUUUAUGGUGGUCAAAGUUUUGUGUCUACUAAAUCUAAUCAUUCAAAAUUAAUGAAAGAAGACCAAGUGAAACUUCAACGAUUAAAAUCUACUAAAAAGCUUGAGUUAGGCCCAAUUGAAUCUCUUGCCGCUGCACCACGUGCUACUAUUGCCAAUCGUCGUGCUACUGCUAUAAAAGAUUUUGUUAACGGUUUGAAAACCAAUGAAAUUAGUGGUUCGGGAAAAAAGAAUAUUGAUCAUAAAGAAGCUCCAAAAAUGUGUACGUUCAAAGACAUACUAGGUAGCUCAUCAAAUCUUAAAAAUGUUGGAUCAAUGCGUCCAAAAUGUGCCAAAGCUAAUGCAUUGAAUUGGAUUAAAUCAAAUGGGACAAUCCAAAAAGAAAAUCCCAACUUAUUUGAGAAAAGUAAGGGUGGUAGAAAAAGAAAAUUGCCUGAAGAUAUUGUUUUAGAUCUAGGUCUAGAAAAGAAAGUUGCUGUUGAAGAAAAGGUUUCACCAAGAUUUUUGGAACUUAUGAAAGCUACUUCUCAGAACCAAGAUCUUAUUGAUACAGCUCAGCAAGAAGCUGAAGACAAAUAUUUUGAUCAAAUGGAUAAAAAGGAAAAAAUGGAACACAAAAUGAUGAACACAUACAAGAUGCCAUGCAAAGCUGUACGUUGUCUUGUAUGCAAAUAUACUUGGUUUUCAGCAUCUGAAUGGUGUAAAACUGAAAAACAUGCGUUGCGUGUAAUGGAUGCUACUAAAAGAUUUUUCAAAUGUAAUGAUUGCAACUCGAGAAUUGCUUGUUUGACAAUGUUUCCUAUGAUUUCAUGCAAAAACUGCAAUGGUUCCAAAUGGGAACGAGCACCAAUGAUGAGUCACAAGAAAGUUGAUGAAAUCCAUUUGAGCAUUCGUGGAGAUGAGCAAACAUUCUUGAGCUCUAUGCAACCAAAACUUAGUAUGAGCUUGAUGGUGGCAGAAGAAGAUUAAUAAGUAAUAAAAUUGUUUCAUUUUUUAUUGUCCUCGCAGAUUUAUUAUCUAAUUGUUUCAUGAUUAAUGAAUAUUGAAUAAUGACAAAUAAUUAAAAUAAUUGUAUGGACUUAAAUAAUUGUAUAUUGAUAUAUUUUAUUCACUGAUAUGUUCAUAAAUUUUA
Molecule: messenger RNA, 3023 nt
Organism: Diuraphis noxia (Russian wheat aphid)
Lineage: Eukaryota; Metazoa; Arthropoda; Insecta; Hemiptera; Aphididae
Gene: Mcm10
Product: minichromosome maintenance 10 homolog
Biological process (GO): DNA replication initiation; DNA replication
Cellular component (GO): nuclear replication fork; nucleus
Molecular function (GO): single-stranded DNA binding; DNA replication origin binding
Source: RefSeq, a predicted model, not a curated record